Recurvomyces mirabilis is the source of this 900-nucleotide messenger RNA. RefSeq lists its product as uncharacterized. The transcript has a single exon. The record is from RefSeq and is a predicted model, not a curated record. Gene Ontology annotation, cellular component: intracellular anatomical structure. Gene Ontology annotation, molecular function: oxidoreductase activity, acting on NAD(P)H, oxygen as acceptor. NCBI's taxonomy places the organism in Eukaryota, Fungi, Ascomycota, Dothideomycetes, Mycosphaerellales, Teratosphaeriaceae. Bases 1 to 900 code for a protein of 299 amino acids.
AUGGUUCAAGCCGUAUCUCUAGAGUCGUCCGGACCAGGCAACGGACACUUCAACGGCACCUCGAACGGACAGAGCAAUAUGGCCUCAGAAUCGCCCGUACCCGUCCUAUCGACCCAACCAACAUCAGAGACCAACUUCGCCAUUACACUCAAAGACAAAGUCGUUGCCAUCACAGGAGCCAACCGCGGUAUUGGUCUCGGCAUAGCGGAAGUCUGCCUUGCCAAUAAUGCCGCCUGCGUCUACAGUCUCGACCUCAGCGAACCUUCCGAGGACUUUGCACAACUAUCCAAGCGCCAUCCCGGUAAAUUCAAGUUCCUGCAGAUGGACGUCACGAACGAGGAAUCUGUCAAGAAAGCAGUCGAUAGUAUCGUCGAUGCCGAGGGUGCCAUCCACGGUAUGGUGUGCAAUGCAGGCAUGACCAAACAUCAGCCCGCACUGGACUUCAGCAUGGCUCAAGUCGAGCAACUCUUCCGUCUAAACGUCUUUGGAGUCUGGACCUGUGCCACGGCUGCCGCACGCAAAUUCAUCGAGCUCGGAGUGAAAGGAUCAAUCGUCUUCACAGCAUCCAUGACAUCCUACCGACCGAACCGCGCCGCCCCUUCAGCUCCCUACGGUGGCACGAAAGCCGCUGUACGGAAUAUGGCGCACACUCUCGCUAUGGAAUGGGCACCUCACGGCAUCCGCGUCAACUCCAUCUCGCCUGGUUUCGUGCGGACGGCGAUGACGUAUUUCGUUGAUCAGACGCCUGAUUGGGAUCUGAAGAUGAAGUAUUAUGGUGGAAUGCCGCGGUUGGCAUUGCCGCAAGAGUUGGGAGGUGCGUAUGUGUAUUUGCUGAGCGAGACGGCGAGUUAUACUACCGGGAUUGAUAUUCCUAUUGCUGGGAUUGUUGGGGCGUGGUAG